CAGCACCUUUUGUUUAGAAGCCCUCUGUUGCAGGCGAAGAGAGCAGCCGAUUAACUCGUCUUCAUCAUCUCCAGACACAAGAAGAUCUUCAUCAUGAGGAGCGCUCACAUCCUCCUGCUGUGCAUGCUGGGAGCUGCUCUGUUCUCCUCCGUCCUCAGCAGCAGUGCAAUCGGCCCCGACGACUGCUGCUUCAAAUUCUACCCGAGGAGGUUGAACAAAAACAAGGUCCGCUCGUAUUACAUGACCGAUGAACGCUGCCCGAAGACCGGAGUCAUCCUGGUCACGCAGAAGUCUGUUAGCAUCUGUGUGGAUCCAAACCUCACCUGGGUCGAGAGCAUCUUGAGGAGUGUGGAUGAGUCUCGCUUUUAAACCAACUUCCUGCCAGUCCAUGCACUAUAACAGCAUGCCCAUAUAUGGUCGUUAUGUUUGUAUUGAUGUGAAAAUCUUCUCAAAGCGAGAAGAACCUAUUAAACCAUGAACAUGCUUACAAACAGACUUACUAUCCUUUGUCUUUAUCAUAACUUUAAAAUGUUUUUUAACUCAGCUUUUUAAACAUCUUAAUAAAAAAAUCACUCUUCA
Molecule: messenger RNA, 579 nt
Organism: Labrus bergylta (ballan wrasse)
Lineage: Eukaryota; Metazoa; Chordata; Actinopteri; Labriformes; Labridae
Gene: ccl36.1
Product: chemokine (C-C motif) ligand 36, duplicate 1
Biological process (GO): immune response
Cellular component (GO): extracellular region
Molecular function (GO): chemokine activity
Source: RefSeq, a predicted model, not a curated record